AUGACCAAGCUAGAGCCAUUAAAGAGUGGCUACUACGUGUGGCAUUAUGUCCCCUCAAUAGCUGCGGCCGUCAUCUUCAUUAUACUUUUCCUUGCAGUCACCACAUACCACUUCUGGAAGCUCUUCAAAACAAAAGUUCGCUUCACAAUUCCCUUCGCCAUCGGUGGUUUAUUUGAAGUCAUCGGAUAUGCCGCCCGGGCAGGCGCCAGCAGUAACACGGGCAAACUGAUGCCAUAUAUCAUUCAAAGUGUUUUUGUCCUCCUUGCACCCACGCUCUUCGCCGCCGCCGUCUACAUGGUCCUUGCUCGCAUCAUCCGCGCCGUCAAUGGGGAGGAAUAUUCUCCCAUCCGCAUCGAUUUGAUCACAAAGAUAUUCGUUACUUGUGAUAUCGUGACUUUUUUUGUGCAAGGUGGUGGUGCAGGCUUGAUGGCCCAAAGCAGCCUCACCAGUAUAGGACAAGACAUUGUUCUUGCUGGCCUAGUGUUACAGAUCAUCACCUUUGUUCUCUUCGUGGUCACCGCAAUUACUUUUGCCCGAAGAAUGGGUAAGACGCCUACACCUACAGCUAUUCGGGAUGCUGUACCAUGGAAACAGCACCUCCAUAGUCUGUACGCUGUUAGCGCUAUGAUUCUCAUUCGAUCUAUCUUCCGUGUGGUUGAGUAUGGUCUGGGUAAUGAUGGGUAUCUUCUGGGCCAUGAAUGGCCCAACUACAUUUUCGAUGCUGUUCCUAUGUUCAUAGCCAUGGUUUGCUUUGCUGUGUGGUAUCCGAGUGAACUACAGCCGUUUUUGAAAACGAACUCGGAAUGUAGCAUGCCCUGA
This is a messenger RNA of Penicillium odoratum, 819 nucleotides long. Its product is annotated as RTA1 domain-containing protein. Lineage: Eukaryota; Fungi; Ascomycota; Eurotiomycetes; Eurotiales; Aspergillaceae. The record is from RefSeq and is a predicted model, not a curated record. The transcript has 2 exons. The coding region runs from base 1 to 819 and encodes 272 amino acids. Gene Ontology annotation, cellular component: membrane.